Molecule: messenger RNA, 858 nt
Organism: Talaromyces stipitatus ATCC 10500
Lineage: Eukaryota; Fungi; Ascomycota; Eurotiomycetes; Eurotiales; Trichocomaceae
Exons: 2
Coding region: 1-858 (285 amino acids)
Biological process (GO): lipid catabolic process
Molecular function (GO): lipase activity
Source: RefSeq, a predicted model, not a curated record
AUGUUAUUCUUUUCUGUCCUCUCCCUCCUCGCCGCAACGACCCUCGUCUCAGCAAUCCUCACCCCGGACCCUGGAAACGACUACUCCUGCACUUCCAGCCACAAUCCUGUCAUAACCCUCCACGGUCUCGGCGCAACCUACUAUGAAGACAUCAACUUCCUUGGCGACUGGCUCAAAUCCCAGGGAUUUUGCGUUUACCGCGCCACCUACGGCGCAUACCCUGCUUUCCCACUCGUCGGCGGAUUCCUACCCAUUAAUGAAAGCGCCGCCGAAAUCGCAGAUUUCAUAAAAGAUGUCGCUACGAAUACCGGCAAGAGCAAGAUAGAUCUUGUGGGACACUCUGAGGGUGCUUUUCAGUCUUUGUAUGUGCCGAAAUUCGAGGCCGGCAUUUCGGCACUUGUGCAACGGAUCGUUAGCAUCGCGCCUCCUACGCGCGGCACAAAUUUCGCGAACUUGAUCACUUUGGCGCAGGAUUUGGGUAUUGAUAAUCUUGUGCAAGAUGUGCUUCAUACAUUUGGAUGUGACGCGUGUAAUGAUUUGGUCGAUGGUGGCGCGGCGAUUGAGCAAUUGAAUGAUGGUACACCCAUUGUUCAACCGGGAAACCAGCUGACUGUUAUUAUUUCUCGAAAUGAUGAACUCGUUACGCCGACCUCGACUUCACCUGUUAAUGAGGCUGGAGUUAGGAAUGAAUAUGUCCAGGAUUAUUGUCCCCUGGAUCCCGUGGGACAUAUUGGAGAGGCAUAUGAUUUGAAUGUGUGGAAUAUGGUGAAGAAUGCUUUGACGGAUGGUACGGCGAAGAACUUCAUUUGCGUGUUUGGAAGCCCUGGCAAAAACCUUCGCAUUUGGAUGGAUGCGUAA